Molecule: messenger RNA, 758 nt
Organism: Cajanus cajan (pigeon pea)
Lineage: Eukaryota; Viridiplantae; Streptophyta; Magnoliopsida; Fabales; Fabaceae
Source: RefSeq, a predicted model, not a curated record
CAAUUAUGAAACGGACCCCAUCGCAAUUUAAUCAAUUUUUCCACUUUCUACUUUCUUCUCUCUCCCUCUCCCCUUAGACACACAACACAAACACUCUGAAAACAAGUCCAAUGAGCGAUUACCACAGAGCACCGCACGAAUCCUACCCUCCCCCAGGGUACGGAUCUCCUUACCCUCCGCCCCAACCGGGGUACCCAUCGGCGCCGCCCCAGGAAGGGUACCCUCCGCCGCCUCCGCCGGGGUAUGCGGGGUACCCUCCGCCGCCGCGUCCGCCGUAUGACUCGUACCAGGGCUAUUUCGAUAACGGGUACCCGCCGCCGCCUCCUCCGCCGCAUUACCACUACCAGCACGUGGAGCAUUUCCAUCACGAUGAGCAUGAGCCUGGUUGCUUUUCGUUCCUCCGAGGCUGCUUCGCAGCACUUUGCUGCUGUUGUGUGCUAGAGGAGUGUUGCUUCUGAUAAUAGCAUAAUAAACGAGUUGUUUCUUCGGUUUGGUGCACUUGGUUAUGGCUCUGUAGAAAAAUGUGGUUCCAAUUCUUGAUAAUAAGUGAGAGGUGGCAAGUCUUGGUGAUUCUUGUAACUCUUUGGUAUUUCCCUCUACCCGAAAUCCUGGUUUGUGCAUAGGUUCUGUCAUGUGGUCUAUGUGAAUGUUUUUGAACGACACUAUAUUGGAAAUUGUAAACCGUUUCUUAAAAAGUUAUAACAGACAAUGAUAUGGUUAAAAUUAUGUUAUAUAUUACAUUCUUCUAUUCAAAUCAA